AUGAAUGUAAAUUCAGUCGAAGUGAUUGUGCCAUCCGUGAUAACAAUUAUUAAGUUAAGUUUAGGUGUCCAGCAGGCUUCCAGUUCCCCAACGGAUCUGGUCCUUUGUGGAUGUCAUGUUUAUGUCUAUCUAUCUGUCUGUCUUUUUAUUUUGCCAGAAGAAACGACUGAAAGCCGAACAGCAGCAGCAACGGCAGCAGUGGCGUCGACAACAGCGGCAGUAUCCACCAUGGAGCGGAACAGCCGGACUGACGCCAGUGGUCGGUCUGCAGCUCUCGAAAGAGCCUACGUACACGAUGUGUACGAAAAUUGCGAGGAACCGGUUGGGCACGUUCGACCAAAGGUGGCACAAUUCCUAGCAGGACUUGAGCCCGGCUCAGUGGUGUGUGACGUCGGAUGCGGAAAUGGUCGCUAUCUAACCGGCUUCAACCCCACUAUCUGUACUAUUGGUGUGGACCGGUGCUAUAGGCUAGCGAAAGUUGGACACGGCAAGGGAUCAGAGGUAGCGAUAUGUGAUAACCUGGAACUGCCCUUCAGAGACGAAUCCUUUGAUGCUGUCCUUUCGCUGGCUGUUGUCCAUCAUUUCGCCACUACAGAGCGCCGAGUCGGUGCAAUACGGGAGCUGGCACGAAUAUUACGCAUAGGCGGCCGUGUUAUCAUAACAGUUUGGGCCUUGGAGCAACGGCAUCGACGCUUUGAGUCACAAGAUGUGUUAGUUCCAUGGCAAUCACCACGUUCGAAAACUAGCCCAGAGGAAGAAGAAGACGAGGACUUCCUCCCGCCAUACCAUGCAUAUGCGGAAGAUUCAACCAACUCAAGUCGGUCGGCUGGUGAUGGGGACAGCUCCAGUUUAUCAUCCUCGUCACCUGGCGAAACAUGUUACAGUUUUGUUAAGAAAGCUCUACAGAAACUUGCCGGCAGCAAGAAGAGUCCAUGGUUUCUGGAAUCGUGGAGCUCGCGAGAAACAAAACACGAUAGUAGUUUAGAUUAUGAAGAUGCCAAGGAUCUGCCAAUUGAACUGAGACGUCUGGAGGAUUUGGACGACGUGCCGGAGCCACCACUGUCUGCUGGUCUGAAAAGCCGAAGUUUAGGUAGUAUAUUGAAUACACCACCAAAAACCAUAGUUAGAUCACGUUCAAGUGUACCAAGUUUAGGUGCUCAAAUACCUGAAUCCGAAGCAACGCCUAGUGAGCCAUCAACAUCACGAAGACCAAAGCUUGUUAAACAAAAACAAUCAUUAUGCGACGAUGUAGAUUACAAACUAUGCGAAUCAGCGCAGGCGUACCGGGAACAUAUACUACGUAACGAGUCACGAAUUCAACUGCUAAGAAAACAGAGCUCUCUAAACGAAGAGCUUAUGGCUGAAAGUAGGUUACGCGAAAAAGAUCGGAUCCGAAAACGAAUACAGAAACAAAUGUCCUUGAAUGAAUCUUUCCUUUGCCGAUCCCUCUUUACGAAACGGCUCCAAGUGAUCAAGGAAGAGUUUACUACAAAAAUCAAGACAUCCACUGGUAGCCUUGAGCGAGUGACGAAAAAUGGGUUUGUCAAGAUAAUGCAAAACAUUAAAGCUUCCGCUCAAGCUCAUCAUAGCAACACGCAUCCGCACAACCGUUCUUACGACUCGUAUGUACCCGGGUACUCGCCGUAUACUCAUGAUAGCCGUCCUGGAAGUCGCCAUCUUUCCAGAAACAAUUCCAUGAACAACAAUGGCGGUGGUAAUGGCAGCAAUGGCACCGAAAAACUCGGAGGCAUGGGAACCAGCCAAGAUGAAUCAAAGCCACGUCGUCAUUCAAGGGAAAGUGGUUCCGAAAGUUUUCGUUCCACUUUCAUUAAACGUCAACGUUUUGCGGAUUCUUCCAAGGACAGUAGCUUACAAAGUGAUACAAGCAUCGAAUCUGAAGACAGUUUUGCCUCUGUGAUCUACAUUCCGAAACCAGAACAACAACAUCAGCAACAAUAUUCUCCAGCCACUGACGGAGUUUGUUCCGGAACAACACGACUGCCUUCAGGACCUGCAUCUCCGCUUAUAAUGCCCUGCCCUACACCAGCCCAUUCUCCCGCUCCGCCACAUAUAAAUCCGGUAAACGGAGACGAUGAAUGCAGCAAGUUCAGUUUCGAAGAUGCUACACUUUUACAUAGGUUAGAUGAAAUUUCACCGUCACUAUCAUCGACAACAACAUUUGUACAAAGCACAUUUAGCUCUAAAAUUAAAUUACUUAAAUCCCCGCCUUCAAAUGCUUUGGCCUGCACGAGUUCAACGAUUUUAACUGCUUCCAGUAACAACAAAACAACAACAUCUAGCAAUAGCAAUGCUUGCUCCCCCGGUGGCAGUAUAUCAACGACGGAUGCAAACCCUCCGGUGCAGAAGAUUACACGCCAACAAAUUAAAGAUUUGCCACCAAUUCCAAAAUUUCGGAAGAGUGGCAAUUAUCCGAUACUGCGCCGACAGUCCUCCACUAGCACAGCGGCUCCUGUAGUGCCAAAAUUACUUUCACUAGAAUUGUUCAACCCUGAAACGGAUGAUUUGGACAGUGAUUAUAGUGAACCAUCAUCGCCGGAUUCAAUCGAUAGUGUAAUAAGCGCCUUACGACCGUCAGGGACCUCUGAGUUGGUUCCCACUAACCAGCAGCCUAGUCAUCCGGCAGCAACAACUAUUCCUCCGCUGGUUGAAGCAGCCGCUGUCGUUGCCCACAAGCUAGAAGAUGCUGUUGAAUUGGUAAUUCGAGAAAGCGAAAACAAACCGAGAGUUCCAAAUGCAUCAUCUGAUUCGCACAACAGUACAGAUGAUCCAGAUCCCGAUGAUACUUCCUGUAGGCAGCACUUGGUGGAUUUCGCAGAAAAAUUGAGUGCUCAAUUACUAAAGGAACUUGAAAAUGAAAAAGAACAACGAGGAGACAGUUUUGAAGAGAACGAUGAUGAAAGUUGUGACAGUAAAUUUCAAAAUAAAGCGCUUUCACUUGCGGAUGCGCAGCCGUACUUGAAGAAGCUAAAUGGAGAUAUGAGAGACUUGAAUCAACUGCGAGCUGAGCUCCGGGAACGAAGGCUCAUGCUUGCAAACUUGAGUCAUCUAGGGAUGAACGGCUUAGGGGGAAGCAACGAUUCAUUAGGGCCCAGCUACGGGUCUUCAAUGACACCAAUCAUCCAAGAGGAAUCAGACGACGAUGACGAGCUUAUCGAUCCGUGCGACUUCCAACCAGAUGAUUUUGAAAACUGCAAUGAAAUGCGGGGUGCCAAGUUGAAUCUAACAAAAAACGAUGAAUUUGUAAUUAUUCCAGAAUUAGACGAAAACGAUGCUGACAUAACAACAAACAACACAGCUUUACUGAUACAGGAAGAGGAGAGCUCAGUGGAGCUUCCUCAAAACAUUGAUAUAGAAUUUCUAGGCGAAAGUAACAGUAACAAUAAUAGUACGAAUGAUAGUCAUUUAACUAGCAGUAGGCAUAUUUUACCUCUCAAAACUAUCAAUUUGAGCUCCACUCAGUUGAGUGUAAAUAUAGUAAAUUCGCAACAACAUAACAAAUCGGAAGCUAAUUUCACCAGCGGAUACUGUUCGAGCAGUCAACAAUCCACGUCACAACAAGAAACCACAAGUAUGGGAGGAGCCAACGAAACUAAUAAUAACAAAAAAAUGCCUAGCACCAAUAAAUCAUCGAUCGAAUCUCACAAUAGUGUUGACUCUUGGGCCCAUUCGACUAGUUCGGCCUCGUUGGAUAGCCCCUCAGUCGGGGGCGCGGCUACACACCAUCGGUAUUAUCACGUCUUUCGUGAGGGUGAAUUAGAUGCGCUUAUCAACCAUCAUGUGGCCAGUUUGCAUAUUGUGUCGUCCUACUACGAACGAGCCUCGUGGUGUGUAGUUGCCGAAAAAGUUCAAGUUUGGACGAUAUAA
Molecule: messenger RNA, 3885 nt
Organism: Sabethes cyaneus
Lineage: Eukaryota; Metazoa; Arthropoda; Insecta; Diptera; Culicidae
Gene: fid
Exons: 6
Coding region: 1-3885 (1294 amino acids)
Biological process (GO): tRNA wobble uridine modification
Cellular component (GO): nucleus; cytoplasm
Molecular function (GO): S-adenosylmethionine-dependent methyltransferase activity; tRNA binding
Source: RefSeq, a predicted model, not a curated record